AAUGAAUAAAAAUGCGUCACAGGGGAUAGCAGUGUAUUUUCCUAGUUGAAAAAUUAAAAAAAAAAUUUUUUUUUUAGUAACAUUUUUCAGCAAGCCUGAUAUUUUCUUUUGUGAGUGAAGCCAACAUGAAGAUUAGGAACAUGCUUAUCCUGAUCACGGAGUUACUGGUGGCUUAUGUAAAUUUGUCAGUCCAACAAAGCUUCACUGAAAACCAAUGUAUCCUAUAUCUCCAACAACUCAAUCUACUUCCAGCGUUAAAUUUAAGCGACACAAGUCAAAUAAGUACAUCGACCUCCGUUAUCAUGGAAGUGUCGGCAACAACUACAAUGCCGACAACCUCAUCAAGCUCAUCGAGUAGCCAAUCAGAAACGACAAGGUCUUCCAGCACCUUAACAACAACGUCAACGUUAAUCACGUCAACGGUAGCAUCAAUUUCCAGUAUGUCAACGACAGCGUCUGUUUCUAGCAGCGCAGCGAGCACGUCUAUAGUUGCACCGUCAUCUUAUACAAUGUCAAGUACAACGUCGACGACGACUUUCUCAACGACCGUUGUUUCAGUUUCAAACGUCGCAAGUUCCUCCCUCUCUCCUACAGUUAGCUCUGUUGCAUCAACAACAGUAACGCCGCCACAAAGAACAACUUCUCCGAGCACAACAUCGUCAACAACUUCAAACCCGUCAACAUCAGCUCCCCUUAAUCAAACGGCGGUGUGUAUAACACAACUGUUUGGUAAUUGGUCAGAAAAUGGUUCACUGCCAUACCAUCUGCUUCCCCAAUACAACAGCACACUACCAUCAACAACAGGGAUGCCCACAACCACUGAAGCAUCUACUGCGAAUCCAACCACCAUCAGUGCAGAAGAAGCUCGCAGAAGACUAUGCGAGAGUUAUAGUAACUGGACGUUCGAGUUUCCUACUUGUUUAAGACCUUGCGACCAAUGCUACAAAAGUGCACUCAACUUGACAAACGAAUACUACAUAUGUCGUGAUUGGAUGAACGGUACUCAACCAGCACAAAUCCUUGAGUCUGAACCAAUGGUACUAACUCAAUUACUAAACAAAUUUGGAGCACAAGGAAACAAGUUUACUGAUUACGACAGAUCAUGUCCGGAAAGAGGGUACGAGCAAUUUGAUAAUUUUGUGUGGUAUGCUGGUAGAAAGUACAGAUAUAGCGACAUGCGUUUACCAGACUAUAAAAAGAAACCGUUUGUUUACUACGACAGAUUAUGGAAUGAACGCAACGACACGAUCGAAGUUCCAUAUGGAAAUAUCCCAAGAGGGGAGUACACGUUUGAAUUUGCAAUGUACGAACCCUUCUUUGACAAGAAAAUUUCACCUGAAAAGACACGCCUGAAAGAGAAAUGGGCCUACAAGCAUCCAAUAGUUACAGGUGCUUUUAUUGACACAAGAGUGGAAAAGGGACUGUACACAAACGAACGCUUAGUCCUGAAUUCCGUUAUUAUCUCUUUGGAGCUUACUCCACCAAGGAAAAACCCAUUACCGGGGGAAAACAUAAUCUCCCUUACACAUCUUAAUAAAAAACUGACCAAUCCCCUCUGUGUUUAUUGGCAACCUUUAGAUCCCGAAACAGAAGGAGUCAUAUCAACUGCUGGUUAUUGGAGCAAUUACGGCAUGCGUGUGUUCAAAACAAACGACUCAAUGACAGUGUGUCGGUCAACUCACUUGAGUUCCUUCGCUUUGUUUAUGGAGCUACCUUAUACACCAGAGCCAGAGGAAGUCAACCCGCUUGGAGCGCUUAUGGUACUGCUUACAUUGAUCGCCAUCGUUUUAUUCAGUAUCUAUAUUCUAGCCAUGAUAUUGCUGAAGUGCUAUCGAAAUCACUACAGCCGCAUUUACAUGUUGUUCGCCUUCUCUUGCCUGCUCUCACAAAUCUUCUUCCUGGUUGGUUAUGGAAAAAAAGACGACAACGACGGAUGUAAUACCAUGGCAACAUUCAUGCAGUUCUGUCAUGUAUCGGUCAUGAUGUGGGUACUUAUGGAGAGUGUACAUCAGCUAUCACGAAUCCGUAACUUUUUUAACAACGCGACAAAUAUAGACGCGUUUUAUCUUAUUCUUGGCUAUGGUUUCCCGCUGGCUGUUCUGGUAGCAUUACAAGAAUUUCCUUACAACCACUUCGACGAGCUCAAAUUUUGUUGGGCCUACUUAGAAGGCACCGAUUAUCUCUACUUUGCUGGACCUUUAGUUAUCUUAACUCUGGUCACAUUGUCGUUACGACUCAUUACGCUAUUGGAAAUUCGAAAACAUUCUGAUCUUAUCGACAGUGAUAUCAAUUAUCAACGAGCGUACAGAAGUUUGAUUGCUUCCGUUGUUGUCCUACCAACGCUUGUCAUAUUAUGGGGAUUUGGCACGUACGCCGUAAAAGCCAACGACUCUAUAGGCGACGUUGCUAUGAUUGCUCUCCCCGUGCUCAAUAUCUUUGUUGCUAUCGAGAUUCUCUACCUCUACUUUUACUGCAACGACGAAGUACGAGAUUCCAUUUUGGACGAGUUGAGCAUACGUCAGAAACAGAGAAUUCUAAAGUACUCGCAUUUAAAUGGGUUGGACAUGAAACUAACAUACAAGGCAGCUAACAACGGCUACUUGGACGACGAACAAAAUGACGGCAUGACGCAGUUAGAUGACUUGCCGAAGAAGAUAGACACGACGGACACUGUAUAAAAUCUCAGCAUUAAACACUUUUCAAGGGUAAAAAUAGUUGCAUUAAGUUUACCAUUUCUUUUUUAAUUGUUUAGAAAAAUUGAAAAAAAAUUGUUGCAUGUAUGUAUAUUAGUGUGUAUAUUGUUUGUAUAAUAAUAUAAUAAUGUAAAUCACAAAAAUAAAUAAAUAAAA
This is a messenger RNA of Hydractinia symbiolongicarpus, 2849 nucleotides long. RefSeq lists its product as uncharacterized. Bases 126 to 2678 code for a protein of 850 amino acids. Gene Ontology annotation, molecular function: G protein-coupled receptor activity. Lineage: Eukaryota; Metazoa; Cnidaria; Hydrozoa; Anthoathecata; Hydractiniidae. The transcript is spliced from 2 exons. Gene Ontology annotation, biological process: cell surface receptor signaling pathway; adenylate cyclase-activating G protein-coupled receptor signaling pathway. The record is from RefSeq and is a predicted model, not a curated record. Gene Ontology annotation, cellular component: membrane.